AUGACUAAAGCUUCUAUUAUAACAGAAUCAGUUAUAACUUCUGCUUCUUCUAUUAUUACUAUUCAGGCUGCUAUUAUGACUUUAUAUAUUACUUCUGCUAUACCUAGUAAAACAGCUAUAGCUACGACCCAUAUUUAA
Molecule: messenger RNA, 138 nt
Organism: Funneliformis caledonium
Lineage: Eukaryota; Fungi; Glomeromycota; Glomeromycetes; Glomerales; Glomeraceae
Source: the annotation of a GenBank genome assembly